Aegilops tauschii subsp. strangulata is the source of this 489-nucleotide messenger RNA. The record is from RefSeq and is a predicted model, not a curated record. Lineage: Eukaryota; Viridiplantae; Streptophyta; Magnoliopsida; Poales; Poaceae.
AUGGCGCCGGGGCGGCGAGGGGGUGGUCGUGACGGCAGCAGGAGGUGGUGCCGGAGUGGGGCCGCGCGGACGGGCGCCGGGCACGGAGCGCUAGACGCAGCCAGGGGGCGCGGCCACUCGCGGCGCACGGGCGCGGGCAUCUCCGGGCGAAGGGUUCGUGCGGCGUGGGGCUCCGGGCGGGCUACGACCGGUCAGGGCAGGGGAAGGGACCGCGCCUGGGCGAGAGGAGCGGGACAGCGCCAGCGCGCACUGGGCGCGGCGUGGACGGCGAUUGCGGGGCCGUCGGGCGGGGCCAUGGGCGUGGCGACGAGGCGAGCCUACGCGGGCGCGUCGCUGGCAGUAGCAGCACGGCAGGUGCGAGGCGCUGGUAGAGGGAAAGGGGAGGCCGUGGGCCUCACCAGCGAUGGAGGGAAGCGGGGGCGGCGUGGCUCGAGGAGGCCGGUCGGGGAUGAGGUCGAGGUGGACGUCCGACGGCGCUGGGUGAAGUAG